UUGCCAAGGGUAAGGGGAGGAGUGAGGCUGGGGGAGCUUAGUGGGCUGGAGGUCAGACCUUCCAGAGGAAUCUUCUAACAGUCUUAGGGCAGCUUAGCCAGCCUGGACACACCCCCUUGCUCCCCACACUGCCAAUCAUGCUCAGUUGUCCAGAAGAUGAUGAAGAGGCUGGUCAAGCAGAGGAAAGGAAGGAAGAGGGCCUUAGCCUAAGGAAUCCAUACGCAGAGGCUUGUGGGGAGACACAGACCCUUGCUCCCUGACAUUACUUGGGGCCAGGAUGGGGCAGCAGUUCAGCUGGGAGGAGGCCGAGGCAAGUGGCGAGAUGGACGUGGCAGAGCUGCAGGAGUGGUACAAGAAGUUCGUGGUGGAGUGCCCCAGCGGCACACUCUUCAUGCAUGAGUUUAAGCGCUUCUUCAAGGUCACGGGCAACGAGGAGGCCACCCAGUAUGUAGAGGGCAUGUUCCGAGCCUUCGACAAGAAUGGGGACAACACCAUUGACUUCCUGGAGUAUGUGGCUGCCCUGAACCUUGUGCUGAGGGGCACGCUGGAGCACAAACUGAGGUGGACCUUCAAGAUCUAUGACAAGGACCGCAACGGCUGCAUCAGCCGCCUGGAGCUACUUGACAUCGUGGAGGCAAUUUACAAGCUGAAGAAAGCCUGCCAGCUGGAGGUAGAGACCAAGCAGGAUGGUCAGCUGCUCACGCCCGAGGAGGUCGUGGACAGGAUCUUUCUCCUGGUGGAUGAGAACGGAGAUGGCCAGCUCUCUCUAGACGAGUUCAUUGAGGGCGCCCGUCGUGACAAGUGGGUGAUGAAGAUGCUGCAGAUGGACGUGAAUCCCAGCAGCUGGAUCUCUCAGCAGAGACGGAAGAGCGCCAUGUUCUGA
Cynocephalus volans (Philippine flying lemur) is the source of this 883-nucleotide messenger RNA. RefSeq names its product guanylate cyclase activator 1B (gene GUCA1B). Gene Ontology annotation, molecular function: calcium sensitive guanylate cyclase activator activity; calcium ion binding. Gene Ontology annotation, biological process: visual perception. NCBI's taxonomy places the organism in Eukaryota, Metazoa, Chordata, Mammalia, Dermoptera, Cynocephalidae. The transcript has 4 exons. Gene Ontology annotation, cellular component: cone photoreceptor outer segment; photoreceptor inner segment. The record is from RefSeq and is a predicted model, not a curated record. Bases 278 to 883 code for a protein of 201 amino acids.